This is a messenger RNA of Asparagus officinalis (garden asparagus), 2818 nucleotides long. Its product is annotated as pentatricopeptide repeat-containing protein At5g64320, mitochondrial. Gene Ontology annotation, molecular function: protein binding. Lineage: Eukaryota; Viridiplantae; Streptophyta; Magnoliopsida; Asparagales; Asparagaceae. The transcript has a single exon. The record is from RefSeq and is a predicted model, not a curated record. The coding region runs from base 305 to 2452 and encodes 715 amino acids.
CAAUUAAGACGAAUUUCAAAAUUAAACCAGAGCAAAGUUUUCCUAUCCUAAUAAUUGAGGGUCAUACAAUCGAAGUUCUAGUUUCAAAAAAUCCAACACGGCUCGAUCGGUUGCUCGUCAAGCCUUCAAGAAAAACCGCUUCUUUUCCUUCCCAAAUCAAAGGCACUCGAGCUCUCAUAAAAUGAAGGCACGAAGAUUGCAUUUUUGAAUUGGGUUUGUUCUCUUUCCUUUCUUCUUAAUUAAAGCCGUUGAUCUCCGCGCAGCCACAUGGUCCUCUUCUUCCCAAUGAUUGUUUAUAUGAGUUAUGAUAAAAAGAUCAGUUCUUGCGAAGAUCAGCAGCCGAAAGCUACCCCCUUUAGCCUUGUUCUUCUGUUCCUCCACCCAAACGCAUGAAAAUGAGUGGGAAAAACUACUCAAACCCUUCGAUAUCGAAUCCCUUCGCCAAUCUUUCAACCGAAUCACACCAGCAAGACUCUGCAAAUUUCUUCAGCUCCCACUCGAUAUCCCAACCUCAGUGCACCUCUUCAAUUGGGCAGGUGCCCAAAAUGGCUACUCUCAUUCCUUUGAUGUAUACUGCACUCUCGUCGCCAAAUUAAGCGAAGCCGGAGAGUUUGAUGCUAUAGAUAAAUUACUACAGCAAGCCAAGGACGAAGGCGUUGUGUUAAGAGAGCGUUUGUUCAUAUUCAUCAUGAUUGGAUAUGGGAAGGCUGGGUUACCCGGGGCUGCGGUCAAGCUGCUCGAUGAAAUGCCCGGAUUGUUCGAUUGUUCGCCAACCUUUAGAUCGUACAAUGUCGUUCUGGAUAUCUUGGUGAAAACAAAUUGUUAUGAUAUGGCAGCGAAGUUGUUCUUCAAAAUGUUACAUAAGAAAGUGUCGCCUACUACUUUCACUUUCUCUAUAGUGAUGAAGGCUUUAUGUGCAAUGAAUAAGGUAGAGUUUGCAUGCUCGCUUCGUAAAGAAAUGGUGAGGCAUGGGUGUGUUCAAGAUUCAGUUAUUAAUCAAACGUUGAUACAUGCUCUCUAUAGGGAGAAUAGAGCUUCGGAAGCUUUGAGGCUUUUGGAGGAGAUGCUUGCUGUGGGUUGUUCGCCCGAUGCUAUGACCUUUAAUGAUGUUAUUCAUGGUCUUUGUAAAGUUGGUCAGACGAGAGAAGCACUUAAGUUGAUUGAUAGAAUGAUCGCUCAAGGAUUUACACCGAGUGCUUUGACCUAUGGAGUUUUAUUACAAGGGUUGUGUAAUAAAGGCCAAUUGGAUAAAGCAAGUGCUUUAUUGCAGAAAUUGUGUGGAAAAGAUCACGCUACUGACAUGAAAGCAGUUUUGGAUGCAAUACCGAAUUCAAUGGUGGUUUUGGUAAACACCAUGAUCAGUGGAUUUGUGAAAGAGGGAAGGCUAACAGAAGCAAAGGAGCUUUAUGACAAUAUGCUGAUGAAUGGGUAUGAUCCCGAUAUUUAUACUUACAAUAUAAUUAUUCAAGGCCUAUGUAAGGAAAAGAGAUUUUGGGCGGCUAUACUAUUACUUAAAGAGAUGGAAGAAAAGGCGUGCACACCAAACAUUGUCACAUAUACAAUUUUGAUAGAUGGGUUUUGUAAAGAUCGUCGAUGGGAGGAAGCUAAUAAAGUUUUGGACCAAAUGUCUUCAAAAGGUUUGAGUCUGAAUACCGUAGGAUAUAACUGCCUGAUCUCUGGUCUGUGCAAAGAUCGGAAAGUUGAACAGGCUAUGGAAAUCUUCGAAAAGAUGAGAAGAGGAGGGUAUAAGCCUGAUAUUUUUACUUUUAAUUCUCUCUUAUAUGGCUUGUGUCAGGUUGGCAAGAUCGAGGAAGCAUUCUGUUUAUAUGAUGACUUGUUAUUGGAGGGUGUUAUUGCUAAUACCGUAACAUAUAAUACACUGAUUCAUGCAGUGCUAUGGAAAGGCGAUUGGCAAAAAUCGUUAGAUAUUGCUAAGGAAAUGAUAUCUCGUGGAUGUUCGCUUGAUGUUGUGAGCUAUAACGGGCUAAUAAAAGCACUUUGUAAAGGUGGAGAGGUUAAGACAGGCUUGGGGAUGCUUGAGGAGAUGACGAGAAAAGGUAUCUCUGCAAGUAAUGUUUCUUAUAAUCUCCUAAUAAAUGGCCUAUGCAAAGAAAAGAAAGUUCAAGAUGCCCUCGAACUCUUACAAGAAAUGCUUCAUCGAGGAUUCACACCUGAUAUAGUUACGUAUAAUAGUCUAAUGAAUGGAAUGUGCAAGAUGGGUAAGAUGAGUCAGGCUUUGAAACUCCUAGAGAAUAUAUAUGCUGAAGGGUUAGUUCCGGAUACAGUGACGUACAAUAUUCUCAUUAGUUGGCAUUGCAAAGCAGACAUGCUUGAUGAUGCGAGCUCGCUUUUGAGUAGGGCUGUGAAUUGUGGGAUAAUCCCCAACAAUAGGACAUGGGACAUAAUGGCCAGUAACUUCAUUAAAGAACCGAGAUUUUCGUUGCCACUGUAAGGAUUCAUAUACUAGCUGUUGUGAUGCCAUUUACAAUAGGGGGUUUAUCAUUUGGAGAUUCGAGAUGUAUACUCCAAGCCAAAGACUCGAUCAGCAUAGAAGAAGCACAAUUUUAGAGCUAUUUGAUUCGGUAAGCGUUACUAUACAUCCAAACUUUUGAUGCCUACUUUCUUGACCUUGUGAGCUGAUUUUUCUUGUAAAACCGUUACCGUGUACAAUUUAUAUCCUGAUGUAUGCUGUGCCAUAAUCACUAUGGAUUCUCAGAUAAUGCUUACAACGGAAUAGCACUCUUUAGCAACGUUGCCUUUUUAGUGAUCAUUAGAACUAGGGGUGCUAAACCGUAUCCGUAUCCGAGAAAAUAUCCGU